Messenger RNA from Rhizophagus irregularis DAOM 181602=DAOM 197198, 609 nucleotides. RefSeq lists its product as uncharacterized. The record is from RefSeq and is a predicted model, not a curated record. NCBI's taxonomy places the organism in Eukaryota, Fungi, Glomeromycota, Glomeromycetes, Glomerales, Glomeraceae. Gene Ontology annotation, biological process: regulation of DNA-templated transcription.
AUGUCCAAAGAUAAAUUAACAAUCGGUGCCAUUUUGUUCCCAGAAUAUGAUUUGUUAGAUGUAAAUGGUCCAUUACGCAUGUUUGGAGCAUUAGAAAAUGUAAACAUUCUCAUGAUUUCUCAACAUGGAGAUAAGAUAAAAUCCGGUUCUAAAAUUGGAAAUUAUACCGAAUAUAAUUUUGGAAAUUGUCCUGAAUUUGAUAUAUUAUUUGUCCCAGGCGGUAUGGGAACUAGAAAGGAAGUGAAUAAUCCUGUUCUCUUGGAAUUUAUUAAAAACCAAAUACCCAAAGUAAAAUACGUUUUAAUCGUAUGCACUGGUGCUGGAUUAGUUGCUAAAACUGGUUUAUUAGAUGGAAAAAAAGCUACCACAAAUAAACUUGCUUGGCAAUGGGUGACUUCUCAAGGACCAAAUGUUUUAUGGAAAAAGAAGGCUAGAUGGGUUGUAGAUGGAAAAAUUUAUACUUCCGCUGGAGUAUCUGCCGGAAUGGAUAUGGCACUUGGUUUUAUUUCUGAUGUAUAUGGAAGGAAGGUUGCUAAUGACGUAGCAUUAAAAACCGAAUACGACUGGCAUACCGAUCCUAAUUGGGAUCCAUUCGGUGAAAAAAUUUAG